Corapipo altera (White-ruffed manakin) is the source of this 633-nucleotide messenger RNA. Its product is annotated as kinesin heavy chain-like. The record is from RefSeq and is a predicted model, not a curated record. Gene Ontology annotation, biological process: microtubule-based movement. The annotation marks the transcript as partial. The transcript has 5 exons. Lineage: Eukaryota; Metazoa; Chordata; Aves; Passeriformes; Pipridae. Gene Ontology annotation, molecular function: microtubule motor activity; ATP binding; microtubule binding.
UGAAAUCCAACCGGCACGUGGCUGUCACCAACAUGAACGAGCACAGCUCCCGCAGCCACAGCAUCUUCCUCAUCCACAUCAAGCAGGAGAACGUGGAGACCGAGCAGAAACUCAGCGGGAAACUCUACCUGGUGGACCUGGCGGGGAGCGAGAAGGUGAGCAAGACGGGGGCCGAGGGGGCCGUGCUGGACGAGGCCAAAAACAUCAACAAGUCGCUGUCGGCGCUGGGCAACGUCAUCUCGGCGCUGGCAGAGGGCACGAAGGCGUACGUGCCCUAUCGCGACAGCAAAAUGACGCGGAUCCUGCAGGACUCGCUGGGCGGGAACUGCCGCACCACGAUGUUCAUCUGCUGCUCCCCCUCCAGCUACAACGACGCCGAGACCAAAUCCACGCUCAUGUUCGGCCAGAGGGCCAAGACCAUCAAGAACACGGCGUCGGUGAACCUGGAGCUCACGGCCGAGCAGUGGAAGAAGAAGUUCGAGAAGGAAAAGGAGAAGAACAAAGCUCUGAGGGAGACCCUGGCGCGGCUGGAGGCGGAGCUGAGCCGCUGGAGGAGCGGUGAGGGGCAUCCUGAGACUGGGGGGGACACCCGAGAUCCGGGGGGGCCACAACAUCCCUCGACGGGGACACCGC